AUGGUGUUUCGCGAAAAGGACCUUGAUGCAGGGUCACCAACAUCAUUUGACCGCGUCGAAACUGGAACACCAUACGAUGAGACUCUUGUCUGUCCACCGCAUACUACCGAGCGCAAGCUAGUCAACAAGAUUGAUUUUCACGUCGUUCCAUUUUUGUGUAUCCUCUACCUGCUUGCCUUCCUCGACAGAGUCAACAUAGCAAACGCAAAUGUCGCGGGUCUGUCUGACGAUCUCAAGCUGGAGAAUCAUGAGUACAAUAACUCUCUCGUCAUCUUCUUCGUGCCAUAUAUCAUCUUCGAGAUUCCUAGCAAUAUUCUGCUCAAGAAAUUCAAGCCGCAUGUGUGGUUGUCAGGAUGCAUGUUCCUCUUCGGUCUUACCACAACGCUGCAAGGAGUUGUCCAGAACUACUCUGGCUUGUUGGCAACUCGCUUCUUCCUAGGUCUUUUUGAGUCAGGAAUGUUCCCAGGAUGCUUCUAUCUGCUUUCUUCGUGGUACUUGAGAACAGAGGCACAAAGGAGAUACAGUUUCUUCUUCUCGAGCACAACACUUGCCGGUGCUUUUGCUGGUCUGCUCGCCGCAGCCAUCAGCAAGAUGGAUGGUAUCGCUGGUUACGAAGGCUGGAGAUGGAUCUUCAUCCUCGAAGGAAUUCUUACUUGUGUCGUCAGCGCCGCAUUCUUCUUCGUUCUUCCCGAUUUUCCCGAGGACAGCAAAUGGCUCUCAGAGGACGAGAGAGCAUUCGUUGUCAAUCGUCUUCGCGCUGAACAAGGUGCCUCAGCAGUAGAACGCAAGACGAGCGCUAAGGAUGUUGCAAACGUAUUCAAGGACUACAAGAUCUUCCUCGGUGGCUUCAUGUACUUUGGCUUGAUCGUGCCUGCCUACUCCUAUGCCUAUUUCUCGCCUAGCAUCAUCAACGGCUACGGCUACAGCAAGAUCCAAAGUCAACUCCACAGUGUACCUCCAUGGGCUGCUGCCUUCGGCUUCGCCAUGAUCCUCGCCUACAUUUCCGACAAAACACGCCAUCGAUUCGCCUACGCCGUCUUCGCCGUCUGCAUAGCAAUCGCCGGUUUCGCAAUCUUGCUCUCUGUGCACCACAACCGUCCCCUCGAAUACGCAGCGCUUUUCCUCGUAGCCAUGGGCUGUUACUCCGCCAUGCCGAUUAUUGUUUGUUGGUUCAACAUGAAUCUCGGCGGCCACCACCGCCGCAGCGUCGGUUCAGCCUGGCAAGUCGCCUUUGGCAACAUCGGGGGCAUUAUCGCUGUAUACUGCUUCCUCAAGCAAGACGCCCCGCUCUACACUAAAGGCUACAGUAUUUGCAUUGCAUUUACUUGUUUGAGUGUGGUCAGCUGUAUCGCUUAUUACAUUGCUUGUAUUGCGCAAAACAGACAGAGGGAAAAGACUGCGACGGAUGUAGGCUUGACGGAAUACGAAAAGACGGAGUUGGGAGACUUGAAUCCGGAGUAUAGGUAUCUUGUUUGA
Aureobasidium melanogenum CBS 110374 is the source of this 1476-nucleotide messenger RNA. Its product is annotated as MFS general substrate transporter. Gene Ontology annotation, cellular component: plasma membrane. The transcript is spliced from 6 exons. NCBI's taxonomy places the organism in Eukaryota, Fungi, Ascomycota, Dothideomycetes, Dothideales, Saccotheciaceae. Gene Ontology annotation, biological process: transmembrane transport. The record is from RefSeq and is a predicted model, not a curated record. Gene Ontology annotation, molecular function: transmembrane transporter activity. The coding region runs from base 1 to 1476 and encodes 491 amino acids.